AUGUCUGUGAAUACCAGUGCGAUUGAGAUCAAUAGCUCUGGCCUCCACACUUCUUCCUAUCCUGAUGGCUCAUAUGCUUUUAGUGUGGAGGAGGCCAUACGAAGUCGCACCGCACCACCACCGCCAUCGUCAGCAUCGAUGAAUGGUGGUUUCAGCAAGUUAGCAGUAGAAGGGGAAGCCGAUGUGGGGGCAACAUCUGCAAGAACAGCAGCUGCAGAAGUUACAGAAAGGGAUGAAGAGGGAGAAAGGAGAGGAGAAGAACACCAAGUGCGCCAUCGUCCUAAUCUUCAACUGCUCCGUGGAAGUGACAAUUCUUGUGAGCCAUAUUAUAAUGAACAACAACAAUACUUUAAUGGAAUACAACGUCGGGCUCCGCCCACUCCAGUAGAACGCACUGGGAAUAAUCGUACCAGCUCUAUUGGGAGAGAAAGUACUCCUGCGCGACAUGCAGAGUUACGCGAACUGCUUGUGACUGCGGAACGGGAAUUAGCGGAAGUACGCGAAGAGUACUCUCUUCGUGGCGCCGAAAUUGAUAAACUCCGCGCAGAACUUGCACGAGAGCGAGAAGUUAACCGGAAUUCACAGAUUCGAUACGAUGAUGCAUUGCAAGAGCUGAGAGAAGAGCAUGCAGAGCAAACACAGCGUCUGUUGGAUCAAAUUUCAGUUCUCAAACGACUCUCAGAAAAUGUAAUGGAUGAAAAAGCAAAACUUACUGAAGAGACGGCGCAGCGCAAGCAGCAACUCCUUGCAUUACUGGAACGAGAACGAGAUGAAAAGAGUCACAUUAUGGCGGAUUAUAGACAACAAACUGAGGCCCUUAUAGCGGAACAGGGUCGAGAAAUUACCUCGAUGCGAAGUACCCUUCAGUUAAGUCGUGAAGAACAGGAACGACUUCAGGCUGAACGUAAAGAACUUGAAGAGAAGAUACAAACUCUAGAAGAACAAGUUACCCAUCUUGAGAGUACGCUCACAAAAGAACGUACUGAAGCAGAUAAACGGUUGCAAGAGAUAAGUCAACGUCAUGUACGAAAAAUAGAAGAAUUAACAGCUCAGAAUGAAGAGAUCGCCGCACGAACUGAACGUGAGGCUAGCAAGCAACAGGAACGACGACAAGAAUUAGAGGAUCAGCUCCGCAGUGUAGGAGAACGAUUACGUGUGCUAGAAGAGUCUCAUGCACUGGAGCAGCAAACCCUAAAGGAAACGUACAGACGUGAAGUAGAAGGACUCCGUGAGGAGCUGCAGAUUGGGAAUGCCCAACGUGAGCAAUUGGUAGAACAACAUGAGAAAGUAAAACAAAAGCUGUUAAAAAAUGAAGAGAAGGUCACACAAUCGUUGCGUCAGUCUGUAGAGCAAUUACGUCAAGAAAAGGAAACGAUGGCGGAAGAAGCGGUGCGACAGCGGGAGGAAAUGCAGGAAAAACAUUGGGCCAAGGUAAACCAACUUCAAACUGUUAUUGAAGGCCUACGACGACAAGUUGCGGAUGAGAGUGCGGCACGGAAGGAUGCUGAGUCUGAGCGUGACCUCCUCACGGCACGGGCGGAUGGCCUUCAGGGUACAGUAAGCCGCCUUGCCGGGGAAUUGGAGUCACUGCAGGUGGAGCACCGGACCCGUGAGCGAGCGGCGGCGGCUGAGCGUGAGAGCUGCGUGGAGGAACUCCGCGGCCAACUGCUGGAGCGGGACGGGGAGCUGGCGGCCCUGCGGGGGGAGCUCGCCCAGCGGGAGGAGUCGGCCCGGCGGGACCUCGCGGCGGCGGCGGCAGAACUCGAGCGGGUCCGGGCGGAGGGCCGGCGGGCGGCGGAGGGCGAGCGGGACCGGGCAGGCCGGGAGCUCGCGACGGCGGCGGCGGAACUCGAACGGCUGCGGGCGGAGAUUGGACAACUCCACCGAGACGCCGCGAUGCGGGAGGGGGCGUGGCAGGACGAACUCGCCGAGAUGAGAGAGACACACGAGGAAGAUGUACGCCGCAUGGAUAAUGUACUCCAUGCACUUCGUGCCGACCUCACACGCGCCCUAGCAUCCAAGACAGAGGGGCAGAAAGAAAUGGCAACAGCACAGAGAGAGGCUCAGCGGCAGCGGGCCCAGUUGGAGGAUGCACUCGCACUCGCAGAAGACGCCCGAACCAAACUCCAGGAUGACGCACACUACCGAGAGCAACUGAAUAAUGAACUCCAAGGCACCGUGCGACUCCUAGCCUCAAAACUCGCAGCUAACGAGGAUGACACAAGACGACUGCAGGAGGAACUCACUGACGUGAAUACGCGCCUUCAUGACGCACACACCCUCCUAGGGAGAAAGGAUGCCGCUAUUGGACAGCUGAAUGCCCGACUCCGCGCGUAUGAGGCGAGAUCAGGGUCAACCUCCCUAUGA
Messenger RNA from Trypanosoma theileri, 2367 nucleotides. RefSeq names its product kinesin K39. Bases 1 to 2367 code for a protein of 788 amino acids. The record is from RefSeq and is a predicted model, not a curated record. Lineage: Eukaryota; Euglenozoa; Kinetoplastea; Trypanosomatida; Trypanosomatidae. The transcript has a single exon.